AGAGAGUGGCGAGGAAAUGCUUCACGCCCUGGUGGCUCACAGUACAGCCAACAAAGACACGACGCCGCCGAUAGAGCGGGAUUUGCUAUGGGAAGGCAGGAAGCUGCGAAUGAUUCUGGAUACGGGCUCCCCAGUCAGCGUAAUUCCCGAGAGCGCUUUCAAAAGACACCGUAAACGGUGGCCGGCCCUGGAAACGACCCCCCUACGCUUGUCGUGCUUCCUGGGGCCGCUGCCCGUUGUCGGCAAGAUCACCAUGAGUGUACAGUACGGACAGACGCAGGUGCGCAGCUCGUUGAUUGUGGUGAACUGCCCAGGGCCGCUGCUUUGCGGUAGGAAUACGCUGCGGGCGUUUUACGACGCAGGGGCACCGCUUCUAGAAACUGGGGCACCGCUUGGGGUGAACAUGGUGCAGGCCGGCGCAGAGGGGCAGGACCUACUGGAAGAAUUUGCAGACGUUUUCGAAGAGAAGCUGGGGUGCUGCCAGGGCCCACCAGUAAAGCUGUACAGGAAGGAAGAUGCGCGACCCCGUUUUUGUAAGGCGAGGCCGGUGCCCUACGCGCUUCGCGACAAGGUGUCGGCGGAAAUCAACCGCCUGGAGAAGGACGGCGUGCUCUCGCCGGUCAGCGUG
Molecule: messenger RNA, 628 nt
Organism: Ixodes scapularis (black-legged tick)
Lineage: Eukaryota; Metazoa; Arthropoda; Arachnida; Ixodida; Ixodidae
Exons: 1
Biological process (GO): proteolysis
Molecular function (GO): aspartic-type endopeptidase activity
Source: RefSeq, a predicted model, not a curated record